Messenger RNA from Eurytemora carolleeae, 696 nucleotides. Its product is annotated as nucleosome assembly protein 1-like 1. The transcript is spliced from 8 exons. The record is from RefSeq and is a predicted model, not a curated record. Gene Ontology annotation, cellular component: chromatin; nucleus. Gene Ontology annotation, molecular function: histone binding; chromatin binding. Gene Ontology annotation, biological process: nucleosome assembly. Bases 1 to 681 code for a protein of 226 amino acids. Lineage: Eukaryota; Metazoa; Arthropoda; Copepoda; Calanoida; Temoridae.
AUGGCUUUUGAAAUUAGAAAAUUUGUCUUCUUGUUGCAGGCAGAGAGUGAUUAUUACAGAGAGGUUCAUCAGCUAGAUCUAAAGUACCAGAAGGUUUAUGAUGAAAUAAACAAGAAACGAGCAAGCAUAUUAGCAGGAGAAUAUGAGCCUUCCGGUCCAGAGAUUGAGUGGGAAGAUGAAGAGGAAGACGAUGAGGAAAAAUUGACCAAUGGUGUUAAACAAAUCAGCAUAAAUGGAAUGGAUGAGAACACCAAAGGAAUUCCUAAGUUCUGGAUGUACGCCAUGAAGAACGCCAACGAGGAUGCCUUGAUGGGGAUGGUGGAGCCUCACGACGAACCAGUCCUGGAGUAUCUUAAGGAUCUGACUGUUACUCUUAAAGAACCUGGGAAUUCGGGAUUUACUCUUAAUUUUGUGUUCUCUGAGAACCCCUACUUCUCCAACAGUGUUCUGACCAAGGAGUAUAAGCUGAGGGAAGGUCCUGAUCCUGAAUCCCCCCUAGAUUACGAUGGUCCAGAGAUUAUCAGUUGCUCUGGCUGUGAAAUAGAUUGGAAGACUGGGAAGGAUGUUACUAAGACUACUGUGAAAGUAAAGAAGGUUAAACCAAGAAAGGGAGGAAAGGGAAGCCCAGAGAAGGAUCUAACAAAGGUACAUAUUAAAAUAUUCUUAUUCAUUAUUUUCUAAAACUUUUUGAUAAAU